AAAAAAGAGGGAAUUAGCUGUUCGUCAUUUGGAUUUUAGCGAUUCGAAUUUGACAGAUCCUAACGUGAUGCUGCAGUUCCUCGCAAUUCAAACGCGUGAAAAUGUUUCUGACUUUAAAGCAAAGCUUGUUAAUCAGUUCUCUUCAGAAUGUGUCAAUCCUUGGCUUGAUGUUCAACUGUUGAUUGUUCCUGGCAAUCUCCUACUGGAGAUCGUUGAUUGUUCAUGGCAAUCUAACAAACGGCCGCUAGCAAAGGAAAUACUUUGCGUUCAAUCGAGGUAA
This is a messenger RNA of Paramuricea clavata, 280 nucleotides long. Lineage: Eukaryota; Metazoa; Cnidaria; Anthozoa; Malacalcyonacea; Plexauridae. The record is from the annotation of a GenBank genome assembly.